AUGGAGCACUUCACAGACAUCAGGGCGAUGGUCUCCCUCAAGACUGUCCCGCUGUACUUCCUGGCAGCAACGCUGUUGUUCGUGGUCGGAAAGCUGUUCUACAACCUCUUCCUCCACCCCCUCAGGAAGUAUCCAGGGCCGUUCCUCGCAGGCUCAACGCGAGUCUAUUACUUGUGGUAUGACGUCCGCGGGCUGAGCCACUGGAAGGUGAACGAGUGGCACCAGAAAUACGGCCCCGUCAUCAGGAUCGCCCCAGAUGAGUUGUCCUACACGGACAGCCGGGCCUGGCCGGCCAUCUACGGCUUCCCAAACAAGGAGGGCACGGGUAACUUCGAGAAGGACCCGCAGUGGUGGAACAAGACCGUGUCGGGCGUCGUCAACAUCCUCGACGCCGACGACGACGGCCACCGCCGCAUGCGCCGCCUGCAGAACCCGGCCUUCAGCGACAAGGCCCUCCGCGCCCAGGAAUCCGUCAUCCGAGGCUACGCCGCGCUUCUCAUUCACAAGCUGCACGGCCUGUGCGGCUCGUCCGGGGACGGCAGUGCGGUGGUGGAUUUGACUGCUUGGUAUAACUUCACCACGUUCGACGUCAUCGGCGACCUGGCCUUCGGCGAGCCCUUCUACUGCCUGCAGAACGCAAAGUGGCACUGGUGGCUGCAGGCCGUCUUCGACAUCUUCAAGGCGGGCACGAUGCUGCGCGCGGCGCGCCGCUUCCCCGAGCCGCUGGCCACGCUGCUGUGCCUCUUCAUCCCGCGCCGCCUGAUCCAGACGCGCAAGGAGCAGUUCGCCUUCGGCAUCGAGCGCGUCAACAAGAGGCUGGAGCAGACGACGGACAGGCCGGAUUUCAUGUCGUACAUCCUCAACGCAGACGGCGAAAAGGGCAUGACCCUCGAGGAGAUGUACACGGCCGCGCAGGUCCUCAUCGUAGCAGGCAGCGAGACGUCCGCGACGGCCCUGUGCGGCGCGACCUACCUCCUCCUGUCCAACCCAUCCACGCUCGCGCGCCUGGCGGCCGAGGUCCGCGGCGCCUUCGCCUCCGAGGACGAGAUCCUGCUGCAGCGCACCCAGGCCCUGCCGUACCUCAGCGCCGUCAUCGAGGAGGCGCUGCGGCUGUGCCCGCCCGGCCCGGGCACGUUCCCGCGGCGGGUGCCCGAGGGCGGGAGGGUUGUGUGUGGGCAGUACGUGCCGGGCGGGAAGACGGUUGGGGUUCACCAGGUUGCGACGCACCGCUCGCCGGAGAAUUUCAAGGAGCCGCUUGCUUUUCGGCCUGAGAGGUGGCUUGGGGACCCGGAGUUUGAGGGGGAUAAUAGGGCUUGUUUCCACCCUUUCUCUUUUGGACCUAGGAAUUGCAUUGGCAAGAACCUGGCAUAUGCCGAGACCAGGAUAGUCAUCGCGAGGAUGGUGUGGAACUUCGACAUGAAACUGCACCCUGACAGCGUCGGCUGGCUGGACCGUCAGAAGACGUACACCACGUGGCAAAAGGACGAGAUGAAGGUUGAGAUCAGGCCUCGUGCCAAGGUGUAG
This is a messenger RNA of Diaporthe amygdali, 1524 nucleotides long. RefSeq lists its product as uncharacterized. The coding region runs from base 1 to 1524 and encodes 507 amino acids. Gene Ontology annotation, molecular function: heme binding; oxidoreductase activity, acting on paired donors, with incorporation or reduction of molecular oxygen; monooxygenase activity. The record is from RefSeq and is a predicted model, not a curated record. Lineage: Eukaryota; Fungi; Ascomycota; Sordariomycetes; Diaporthales; Diaporthaceae. The transcript has 7 exons.